AUGUCCGAUAACGAUGCCUCAUCAAAUUCUCCCGAAAGAUCCUCCAGCUCAGCUUCAGAAGAUGAAAGUGAACCAGAGGAGCAGGUGGAGUCACUCAUUAUCGGACGCGCCAAGCGGGCCACAGCAGGCAAUCGCCUUUCCUCGCUCGUGGACAAGGAACAAGACGAUGAGAUCGAGCUCCUGUUUGCGGAGAAUGAGCAGGAAGAAGACGAUUCAUUUGACGAGGCCGAGGACGAUGCUUCGGAUGCCAACCUGGACUCCUCCUCGGAUGAAGAGGACAAGGAAGGGGCGACAGGAAACGAUGAGUUAGCUGGAGAGGAAGAGUUGCAGAAACGAGAUCAGCAGGAGAGGAGAAAGCGGAAGGCAAAGGAAAUGUCAAAAUUGCCUGGGAUGAGGCGAAAGAAGGUCAAGAUUGAUCCCACGGCCGUCAGCACUCCCGCUCCAUCACAACCUCGUGCAAAAAGAACCGACGCACCCACUCGAGUAUCGUCCCGAAAACAGACGGUCCAGAACAGAGAAGUCGUGCAUCAACGGCUCGUCGUCAGCGAAAAGCAACGCGUAAAAGUCAUGCGGCAGAUGGAGGUGGCCCAGAAACGGAAAGACGCCUCGCGACCAAAGGCUUUGUCGCAAGCGCAGCGACUAGAAGAGGCAGCGAGGAUGGAACGCAAGAAUGCACAGAGUCUCAAUCGGUGGGAGGAAUCGGAGAAGAAACGACUUGCAGAACAAAAGGCUAAACUUGAAGCACUGCACAGCCGACAAUUGACGGGUCCAGUCGUCUCAUGGUGGAGUGGCUUAACGCGCUGGGUCAAUGGCAAGAUCACACAACUUGGAGUGAAAGACACCAGGGAGUCGGGUUGUGACGAGCAGCCUGCUAAUUCGCAGCAACAUAACGACCAGAUAUCUACAUCCGGUCUUGACCAAAACAACACGGUGGGUGUACCUGCGAGCGUGUCGUUUCCCCAGACAUCCCCACAGCAAGCCCAAAUAGCAUAUUCUCAGCCGGAGCAAUUUGCUCCGCCCCAAGGCCCACUUGGUUUCUUGGAUGGCAUACAUGCCUACGCAGCCUUACCAGUACAUCAGCAGCGAGAUGCGUUUACCAGAUCGGCCAACGGCGACACGUCGAUGCCGUUUCCACCCACGACACAAGAAACGCCCAUGAAAGAAGAAUACGCGAGCCGAUGCCUAGUGAUCCUGAAGAAUGUCGACUCCAGUGCUCAGAAAUUAGCGGAGAUACAAAACAGCGUGCUGGUCAAGAAACACAAGACUAAACUUCAAAAGACGUCACCCGAACCUUGCGCUAUCACAGGACAGGCGGCCAAAUUUCGAGAGCCUAGAACAGGCUUGCCGUACGCCAAUCCCUACGCCUACAAGGAGAUCCAGCGGCUUCGGAAGGGAGAGGCCCGAUGGAGCAAUCUGCUCGACAGCUACGUCGGGACCAAGCAGACGGUAGCGAGAGGGGUUCCGGAGCGAUUCCGGGGACCGGCUUCAAGAGGCUAA
Molecule: messenger RNA, 1497 nt
Organism: Bacidia gigantensis
Lineage: Eukaryota; Fungi; Ascomycota; Lecanoromycetes; Lecanorales; Ramalinaceae
Exons: 2
Coding region: 1-1497 (498 amino acids)
Biological process (GO): chromatin remodeling; regulation of DNA-templated transcription
Cellular component (GO): nucleus
Molecular function (GO): ATP-dependent H2AZ histone chaperone activity
Source: RefSeq, a predicted model, not a curated record